UCAUUGUCCCUGUCCCCUUGCCCUCCUACCCUCCACACCAAGCCUGCGACCCCAAGUGCACACGGAACCCCUUGUCCAUGCUGAGGCAAGGCUCACAGUCUACGGUCAGCGUUGGGGAGGCCUUCUGCUUGGCCAGCCCCACUCCCUGCUUCCUGGGGCGGCCCCAAGGGCUGGGCUCCGCUCCCUGGCGCGGGGAGGGGCGAAGGUCUCCCAGGGAGGUGGGUUGGGCAGGUGGGGCCCCGAAGCCUGUGGAGGAGGGCCAACCAGAUGGGCCAGGUGACUCCGGGGUUCUGAGGUAAGUGCCAGGGCAGCGCGGGGUGGCUUGGGGGGCCACUGUGUCCGGGCGGGGGGCGGCUGCAGCCCUGUGACUGUCCUGGGAACCGGGACAAGGGGCAUGGCCCUGGUGCACACGGCUUGUGGGAGGUCUGAGUCAAAACACCUAAGGCCGACCCCGGCCGGUCAUGUGGAGGGCUGCUCAGUCAUCGCCUUAUGCUGGCCUGGGUCACACAGGCAGGCUGGGUGCGGCCCAGUCAGUUGUGACUCAGGUCCCAACGGCCUUGCCACGCAGCGCUGGGUAGGGGUGCUGGGCACAGGGUCGCCCCCUCCCCACCCCGAGCCCCACUUUACCCCUCGGCCACCCCGAAGACCCGGCCCCACCUGUCAGGAGCACUCUGACCAGGAGCGUGGGGUUCUCUGCGCCUGUUGCACCCAGCCCUUCAGCCAGGGGGUGGGGUGGAAGUGGGGGGAGCCUCAGGGCCACCCGGCACUUGACGGGAAGUCAAGUGGGGGGCAGUGUGAGGAGCUGGCUCCAGAGAAGAUUCAGCAGGAGAGGAAAGCAGAGGGGGCCUGGCCCUGAAGUCGACGGUAUCCCACUGAAGAUCUGGAAAACACCUGCGAGACUCCAGAGGGUCCUGUGCGGGCACAGACCACGGCUCCAGUAUAUAAAUCAGGCAAAUUCCCCGUUGAGCAUGAACCUCUGAAAACUGCCGGCAUCUAAGGUCUCCUCCAAGGCCCUCUGGAGUCCAGCCCAUAAUGAAGGUCUUGGCGGCAGGAGUUGUGCCCCUGCUGCUGGUUCUGCACUGGAAACACGGGGCGGGGAGCCCCCUUCCUAUCACCCCUGUCAACGCCACCUGCGCCACACGCCACCCAUGUCACAGCAACCUCAUGAACCAGAUCAGGAACCAACUGGCGCAGCUCAAUGGCAGUGCCAAUGCUCUCUUUAUUCUCUAUUACACAGCCCAGGGGGAGCCGUUCCCCAACAACCUGGACAAGCUGUGCGGCCCCAACGUGACGGACUUCCCGCCAUUCCACGCCAACGGCACGGAGAGGACGCGGCUCGUGGAGUUGUACCGCCUCAUCGCGUACCUCGGCGCCUCCCUGGGCAACAUCACCCGGGACCAGAAGGUCCUCAAUCCCAACGCCCUCAGCCUCCACAGCAAGCUGAACGCCACUGCGGACAUCAUGCGGGGCCUCCUCAGCAACGUGCUCUGCCGCCUGUGUAACAAGUACCACGUGGCCCACGUGGACGUGGCCUACGGCCCCGACACCUCGGGCAAGGACGUCUUCCAGAAGAAGAAGUUGGGCUGUCAGCUCCUGGGGAAGUAUAAGCAGGUCAUCGCCGUGGUGGCCCAGGCCUUCUAGACAGGAGGUCUUGAAGCCUGCUGUGAGUGACCUGAGAUCUUAGGCUCAGGCGGCUCUGAAACUGUGGCCAGGGCCCAGAGCAUCGCCGGACCCAAGUGGGGGCUGCUGGCAGACCCCGAGGGGGUCCUGGCCAGUCCACUCCCCUCUAGGGUGGGCUGUGAUAAAGCCGAGCAGAAUCAAAACUCCCGUAGGCAGGGCCUGCCUACAGCGCCAAUUAGAAGAAGGACCCCUUCCUCUGGGAGACUGCGGCCGGGCACCAGGGUGUCGGGCUGGGGAGGGGAUUGUGGGCUGGACCUCUGUCCCCACUUGGCCCCUCAGCCAGGGCCUUUGUGAGAAAACUGCACAGGUCAUCCUUGGCAACUCUGACCAUGGGGCCAGACGGCAGGGGUCAGGGGAAUCACUCAGCCCCGCAGAAUGACCACCAGCGGUGCCUUCACUGACCCUUAUGUAGGCUCUGGAAGGUUUGACUGGGCUCAGGCAGGCCAGAGGAGCUGGGAUCCGGAGGACUCCUUGGCCCUUGCAAGAAUAGCGAGUGGAAGUUAGAGAGGGGAGUUCUGGUUUGAGAUGUUCCUUCUCUUGAGUGUGAUCGGAGAGCUCAGGCCUAGAGACUGGACUGUGAAGCAGAAAGUUCCAGAAUGAGUUCACUGGCAUUCAGGCUCCUAGGGAGGCUGAGAGGCCACCUUCAGGCCUGGGAAGUUAGAGAGGUCCUGAAAGCCUUGGCAGGCUCUCCUUCUUCCUGAAAUCUUUCCUGAAGCCUGGGAUGGCCAGGGUCUGGUGGCUGGACCUGGAGGUGGGGUUUGGGGAGGUGGGCAGGUGGCAAAGUCAGGUGAAGAGGUUCCGAGGGGACCCAGAGUCUUCCUUCUGGGCUGAGGUCUAUAAAGGAUGGGAAGCGAUGGGAAAGACUGGGUAGUUCAGAGUGGCAGCUCACAUCCGGGGCCCAUGGAGGCCCUGUGAGGUCACACAAAGGUACUUGAUGGGGACUAGAGGCCAUCUCUGGUUCCUAGAGCAAGGGGACAGCAGAACCUGAGGUCAGGGUCUCAGAGAAGCCCAAGAGCCAAGAGUGCUGCGUGUCUGACCCAGCAUGACUGUCUAUUUAUUAUGAUGCCCUAUUUAUAUUAACUUAUUGGUGCUUUAAAUGGCAAAGUUAGUUCCCCUUUCCCUGCUUCCUCCUCAACAGAAUAAUACGAUGGCUCAUAUGGGAGCCAGGGCCAAGCCUUAGCAGGCACUGGUCCAGAAGUCAAAGAUGUUACAAGUGGAAUAAGCCUUACGGGUGAAGCUCAGAGAAGGGUCAGGAUCUGAGAGAACUGGUCACCCUGGGUGGGGGGGCAGGGGACCCAGAUCCAUACCCCAUCCCAACUGUGGCCUGAUUUGGGGUAUCGGGAUCCUGGCUUCAUGGGCCUUGUCCCAGGGCCACCAUCUUGCUUGGCUCCAGCGGGGGUCGCUCAACACUGUUUUCUGGCAGCCCUUGGAAUUGUGCUGUGCGGGGCAACGUUCACGGUUGAAAGGGUGCCCGGCAGCAUUGGGUAAGGCAGUCCUGGUGGCCCGCUCUGCUGCUGUUUCCUUGUUCCCAUGCUGUCUGUCUCUAGACCGGCAGUGGAGGGGCUCUGGAACAGUCCUGACCCAGCACCCAGCAUGCUUGCACACAGUGGGGAAGCUCCUGCUCGGGUGGCCCAAACACCCACAAAGGGCCAGAGGGCCUGGCUGGACCUCUGGGAAGCUGGGGCAGUGCAGGGAGGAGCUCCUUGCUCUGGAGAGGAGGAUAGGGAGGCCCUGGGCCCACGACCAGGAAGCUGUGGUCCCUCCUGCCCCACCUCCCCCCACGCCCCCACCCAUGUCUGGGCUCCCAGGCAGGGAACCCGAUCCUUUCCUUUGUGCUGGGGCCAGGCUAGUGGAGAAACGCCCUCCAGUCUGGGAGCAAGGGAGGGGGUGCGGAGCUGGGGCAGCUGCUAAGAGCAACAUUCUGGCUUCUUCUCAAACCCUGAGCGGUGGCGGUCCUAGUGGUUCAGCCAAUGUGAUUAUGGUACUUUGCACUCACUUUGCACCUCUCUGUCUUCCCUGAGCACUUUCACCCGCACACACCACACGGGGUGGCAGGUGGGCAGGGAGCAGGCAGGGGCGGUGGGGGGAGGGGGGGAAGGCAAGGUUGUUUUGUGGCCGGUGACACAGGAGACCAUGACAGCCACAGGUUUUCUGAGGCUGUCUUAAUCUGGGUCACACUCACCCUCAUCCAGGGUCUUAGCCUGCUGCCCCCUCCCUGCGCUCUGCUCCUUUGGUGACCAUGGCUCAGAAGGCUUGGGGCCAGCUGGGUGUGCAAUCAUCCCAGCCCCUCGCCUAUGCUGACUCCUGUGCUGAGCCCACCUGGGCAGCCUCUGAGGCUCAGGGACCAAGGGAAUCUCUUCCCCUGGGCCCAACACCGCCCCUCUGCCUCGCUCCCCCUGCUUCUGCCCUCCCCACCCCCCAUCUCCUACGCUGCUCCUCAGCCCCCAUCCUUAGCACUCUUUCUAGAACUAAUGCAGCAGACCACUUUGCACAGCCUCCUGGAAUUAUGGAGGCUUUGUGUGGAAAAAGCUUUGCAGGGCAGGAAGCUGUCCCUUUCCUCAUUUUUCAUCUGCUGGUAUUGACCCACACCUGCAUCCUGGGUCAAGAGGAGGAGGAAGGAGAGGCUGUCAGCAGAAGAGCGGGUAGGACAGGCAUUUUGCAAUUUAUGGAGAAAGGAAUAUUGGGAACUUUUAUUUAUUUAAAAACGUUUUAAACAAAAAAAAA
Messenger RNA from Ailuropoda melanoleuca (giant panda), 4404 nucleotides. RefSeq names its product LIF interleukin 6 family cytokine (gene LIF). Gene Ontology annotation, biological process: leukemia inhibitory factor signaling pathway; regulation of cell differentiation; immune response. NCBI's taxonomy places the organism in Eukaryota, Metazoa, Chordata, Mammalia, Carnivora, Ursidae. Gene Ontology annotation, molecular function: leukemia inhibitory factor receptor binding; cytokine activity; growth factor activity. Bases 1033 to 1641 code for a protein of 202 amino acids. The record is from RefSeq and is a predicted model, not a curated record. Gene Ontology annotation, cellular component: extracellular region. The transcript has 4 exons.